AUGAUAUCUCGAUUUAUAUCCAAGCAACUGUUGACUUCACUCACAACCAAAAGAUACUCAUCUAUUAUAGCAGUUCAUAGAGAAACCAAAGAAGACAAUCAAAAUAUACCUUUUGAAUUCAAUUCCGAAAACAAAAAAAGAGCUGAUGAAAUAAUUGCAAAAUAUCCACCACAAUAUAAAAAGGGGGCUACUAUGCCUCUAUUGGAUUUAGGUCAACGUCAAUUAGGUUUCACUUCUAUUUCUGUAAUGAAUUAUGUUGCAAAAUUAUUAGAUAUGCCACCAAUGAGAGUAUACGAAGUUGCUACAUUUUAUACCAUGUACAAUAGAAAACCAAUGGGUAAAUACAAUGUACAAGUAUGUACAACCACGCCUUGUCAAUUAUGUGGAAGUGAUGGAAUAAUGAAGGCAAUCACAGAAUAUCUUAAGAUAAAACCAGGCCAAACUACUAAAGAUAACUUAUUCACAUUACAAGAAGUUGAAUGUUUGGGUGCUUGUGUAAAUGCCCCAAUGAUGGCCAUAAAUGAUGAUUAUGUUGAAGAUUUGACCCCUGAAUCAACAGUUGAAGUAUUGAAGGAGUUACAAGAAGGAAAAGACUUGAGUACUAUUGGGCCUGUUAUGGAUAAAAGAGAGUCAUGUGAGCCAUUUAGUGGACAAAAAGUGUUACUAGGUAAAGAACCAACUGAUAUAAGGAAGUUUACUAGAUCAGAUUUGUAA
Lodderomyces pseudojiufengensis is the source of this 714-nucleotide messenger RNA. RefSeq lists its product as uncharacterized. Bases 1 to 714 code for a protein of 237 amino acids. The record is from RefSeq and is a predicted model, not a curated record. The transcript has a single exon. NCBI's taxonomy places the organism in Eukaryota, Fungi, Ascomycota, Pichiomycetes, Serinales, Debaryomycetaceae. Gene Ontology annotation, molecular function: NADH dehydrogenase activity.